AUGGCAGACGAGAGAAAGAAUAAUGAUGGCUCGUCAUGCCUCUUAUUCUUGUCUUCUUUUGUCCUCUCUCUCCACGUUAGCUUCUCUUUAAAUAAAGAAGAGGAAGCUGGUGAGCAAGGUGGAAAGAGGCCACAAUGUGAGGCCCACGGUGGAGACGGAGAGAAGCUCUCAUCGGAAGGAGUUGGAAAGAGCAAUUCAACGAGGACUGUGAUCAUUGCGGCCAUCACAAGUGUUUCUACACUACUUGUCAUCGGCGUUGUCGUCAUGCUCCUGAAAGUGAAAAGGAAGAUGAAGCAGCCCAGACAAAGUGUUGAAGGCGAGUCUUCAUCCUUUUUUAUUGGAACAGCAACUAUUCAUGAGAAAGAUAAUGAUGCUCGCUUUUUGAGUGACUGCAUUUUUGUCUUUCUAGGUGAGUUUGUGCACAAACUUAGCGCGGCGGAGUCGCUGCAAUUUGAUUUCAGCAUUAUCAGAGCGGCAACAGAUAACUUCUCUGAUUCCAAGAAGCUUGGACAAGGCGGUUUUGGUGCUGUUUACAAGGGUCAGCUCUCCGACGGACGAGAAAUUGCAGUGAAACGAUUGUCGCGGAAUUCCAGCCAAGGGGAAGUAGAAUUCAAGAACGAGGUCAUAUUACUAGCAAGGCUACAACAUAGGAACUUGGUCAGUCUCCUAGGUUUCUGUCUGGAAGGAGACGAACAGCUUCUCAUUUACGAGUUUGUGCCCAAUUCAAGCCUUGAUCAGUUCAUAUUUGAUCGCCUAAAGCGUGCGAAUCUCAACUGGGAUAGGCGUCACAAGAUAAUAAUGGGUGUCGCUCGAGGGAUGAUUUACCUACACGAAGACUCUCGACAUCGUAUCAUUCAUCGAGACCUCAAAGCCAGCAACAUUUUGUUGGACUUAGACAUGAAUCCUAAGAUAUCGGAUUUUGGUAUGGCGAGGUUGUUCACGUUGGACCAAACUCAGGCAGAGACAAACCGAAUUGUGGGGACUUACGGAUAUAUGGCGCCGGAGUAUGUGAUGCACGGACACUUCUCGAUCAAGUCAGAUGUGUUUAGUUUCGGAGUGCUGGUUUUAGAGAUUGUGAGCGGUCAAAGGAACAAUCACUGCAUGGGCAAUGACAUGGAGGUCCUUACAAGCUAUAUUUGGAAGCAUUGGAGGGAAGGAUCAAUAUCGAACAUCGUCGAUCCCUCUAUAACUUCUGGUUCGAGUACUGAAAUUGCGAGGUGCAUCCACAUUGGUCUACUAUGUGUCCAAGAAAACGCAGUUAACCGGCCAACGAUGGCCUCAGUCCUCCUCAUGCUUAACAGCCACUCGGUCACUCUCCAAGUGCCAUCGAGACCCGCAUUCUUUGUGCAUAACACCAUCGAAUUUGAUAUGUCAUCCAUGCAAGAUUACGGUUCAAGGUUAUCUGAGGUCGAGAGAUCAAGAAACAAAUCGAAUCAAUUCUCAAAAAACGAGGCCUUUAUGACCCAGCCGUACCCACGGGGGUAAUCAGCGUGCCCUCCGCAUUACUUUUUGUCUUUGUCAUGGUUUUUGGAUCAUCAAAAUUUUGAGGAGUCAUAUGGCUUCAAUGGCUUGGGAUUAAAUCCAGAUUCAUAGGAUGUUGGAAGUGAAGGAUACUCACAAAGGAAAAGUACCAAAAAAUUCAU
Molecule: messenger RNA, 1643 nt
Organism: Syzygium oleosum
Lineage: Eukaryota; Viridiplantae; Streptophyta; Magnoliopsida; Myrtales; Myrtaceae
Product: cysteine-rich receptor-like protein kinase 44
Exons: 7
Coding region: 1-1485 (494 amino acids)
Biological process (GO): protein phosphorylation
Molecular function (GO): ATP binding; protein kinase activity
Source: RefSeq, a predicted model, not a curated record